Messenger RNA from Schizophyllum commune H4-8, 2529 nucleotides. Its product is annotated as P-loop containing nucleoside triphosphate hydrolase protein. Gene Ontology annotation, molecular function: GTP binding; GTPase activity. Gene Ontology annotation, cellular component: mitochondrion. The coding region runs from base 1 to 2343 and encodes 780 amino acids. The record is from RefSeq and is a predicted model, not a curated record. Lineage: Eukaryota; Fungi; Basidiomycota; Agaricomycetes; Agaricales; Schizophyllaceae. The transcript is spliced from 4 exons. Gene Ontology annotation, biological process: mitochondrial translation; ribosome disassembly.
AUGCUCUCGUCGCUCUUGCGACGAUGGAAACCGUGCUGGCCUCGCCCGGGCGUGCGCGGGUACGCCACGCAGCUGCCAAAUGACCCGUCGAAGUUCAGGAAUAUGGCGCUGGUUGCGCAUAUCGACUCGGGGAAGACGACGUUGACGGAAUCUAUCCUGCUCAAGUCGGAGUAUCUGGCGCAACCUGGGACGGUGGAUACGGGGAGCACGACGACGGACUUCUUGCCUGCGGAGCGCGAACGCGGGAUUACCAUCCAAUCCGCAAGCAUUCCCGUCAAGUGGAAGGACUGGACGUUCAACCUCAUUGACACUCCUGGACAUGCGGACUUUGGUAUGGAAGUCGAAAGUGCUAGCCGCGUCGUGGAUGGCGCAGUCGUCCUCAUCGACUCCGUGGAAGGCGUCGAGGCGCAGACGAAGGGUGUCUGGAAACAGCUGGACAGGUACGGCGUCUCCACUCGGAUAAUGUUCCUCAACAAACUUGACCGGCCUGGUGCUUCGUUCAAGUCUUCCCUCACGUCCCUCUUGACGAACCGGUUCCACCCCAACCCCCUCGCACUUGUCCUGCCCAUAGCCUCUUUCGACCCUGCCGACUACGACAGGGCAGAACCAGGCAUUCAGGGUCUCGUCGACCUCGUCAACUGGGAAGUGUGGAAAUGGGACGAAGCAGGCGAACACACGCGGCAUACACUUCCUCGGACUGAGCAAGCUCUCUCCCAAGUGGACUGCCUGCCUUCGAAUCACCCCAUCCUCGGCGAAGUGGUCACAGCACGUACUGCAAUGCUCGACAAUCUGUCGAUGUUUUCGGAACCGCUUAUGGAAACACUCUUGUCCUCGUCGGAGACGUCCAACCCUUACCUGGAGGUACCGGCUCAGGAGAUUAAGGAUAUUCUGCGCACGGCGACGCUGAAGAAUGAUAUCCUUCCUGUCGUUGGCGGGGCAGCGUUCAGGCAUAUUGGCACGGACAUCGUCAUGAACUUCGUCGGUGAACUUCUUGCUAGCCCACUGGAUGUCGAGCACGAAAAGCAGAUCGCUACUUCACCGACGAGAAUGCUCGCCUGGAAGGUUAUGUGGGAUAAGCGGCGAGGCUGGAUGACUUUUGUCCGGGUUUACUCAGGCAAAGUAAAAAAGCAAAGCGGCAUCAUGAAUACCACACGCAACCAGAAGGAGCGAAUCUCAAAGAUACUCCUUCUGUACGCCGACCAGGCGGAAGAAGUCGACGAGCUGCCCUUCGGCUCCGUGGGCGUUAUACUGGGCCUUAAGUACACCCGCACGGGCGACACCCUCGAAUCUGAGGCCUCCGAGUCGCACCUGCGCAGCAUCGUGCCGCCCCCGGCUGUCGUCUCCGCCUCGGUCAUCCCGCAAUCGCACGCGGAUCUGGCGCCUGUGCAGGCGGCGCUGGAGUCCCUGGCGCGCACGGACCCGUCAGUGAGGAUCGAUGUGCAGGAGGGACAGCUGCUGGUGCAUGGGAUGGGCACGCUGCAUCUGGAGAUCGUGGAGGGCAGACUGAGAGAUGAGUUCGAGGCAAGGUUCGAGCUGGGCAAGCGGUACGUCUCGUAUCGCGAGACGCUGUCGGACGUGGACACGUCUUCCGUAUCCAACGUGUGGACCUCCCCGGACAUGCACCAAGGCCGGCCCUUCACCGUCACCGUCGACCUCGAGAUGCGGCCUCUCGAGGAUCACGAGCCCAGCGACCCCGCCUGGGACGGUAACGUCGCCCUCGACGCCCACGGCCGGCCCCUCCCGCCCCCCGAGACACUCGGCACCUCCCCUGAAGCCUACAUCGGACAGGGCAUUGCCAGCGCACUCUCCAGCUCCCCGCACACCUCCCUCGCCUUCUCGCGCGUCUUCCUCAAGAUCAAGAAGUUGAACUUCAUCCCCAAGCUCGCUACAUACCUCACGCCCGCGGCGGCGUGGGUCGUGCGCGAGCGCAUCAAGGCGGCGGGAAUGGGGCCGGUGAUGGAGCCGUAUGUGGAUCUGAAGGUCAGCGUGACGGAGGACGCGCUGGGGAAGGUGGUGAAGGACCUCACGGAGCACGGCGGGGAGGUGCUGGACAUGACCGGUGGCAGUGGAUCCGACGUGGAGGAGCCGUACCCUGCGGACGGCGUGUACGUGCCCCCGGAGUGGGUGUCGCCCUCUGGCGGCACUGCGGCGAGGGAGGCGGCGGGCGUGAAGAUGAAGCGCGCGGUGCAGGCGGUGGCGCCGCUCAGCCGGAUGCUGGACUACUCGAAUAGGCUGCGUGCGCUGUCGGGUGGGCAUGGUCUGUUCGAGAUGUCGCCGGCUGGGUUCAGGAAGGUGAAUGAGGCGAGAAAGAUGGAGAUUUUGAGGGAGAUUGGACGUGCGUGAGCGUGCUCUUGUAUUUAUCACGAUUGAUUUGCCCGAAGUAUACACUGCUAAUUCAAGUUACUCUCCGCUCGUCCAAAGCGUUCCAUUGAGCCUGACGCUUAACAAGACAACACCGAUCAGAUUAGCUAUACCAAGGCGUUGACCCUCUCAAUGUACGCCGCCCAUCCUGCAGCCUGGUAACGCUCU